UACGACCUUUCAACCGACUCAUUCAAGAGGAUGACUCUCAAAAUCCAACGGUGUUAUAAUAAGUACUACUUAAUUAACAACCCAUGUUUAUCCCUAGUAUUGACAAACAGAUGCUCAUGAACUGAAAGAUCUAUAACAACAAGCGACUUCUUUUAUAUAUAAUUGUCGGAGAGAUCGUGGAACAAAGAUUAGGAUAUACACAGGGAUUAUAUAUUUUGGCCUGAUAGAUUGAGAGAGGCUAAUGGUUGCUAUGCUAAGACAGAAACAACAGCCAAAUAUUUGAUUGAGUAUAUAUGAGAAGCAAUCGAGGACCGUAAUGAUGAAUAGCAGUACAAGUCUUGGUGUUCCUCCGCUCCCAAUAAAAGAGGCAAAAAGAAUGAGCGCAGAGUGGGCCGAGUUACCGCAAGAAAUCGUUGAAUAUAUAUCAAAAAGGUUGAUGAUCUACAUAGACUAUCUCCGAUUCCGAUGUGUAUGUCGACCUUGGAAUUACUAUGUUCCCAAAAUCCCUCUCCAUCUACCUCCUCAACUCCCAUGGCUCAUGCUUUCUCACAAUUCCUUUUUUGACCUCUCCACCAACAAACUCCACAGCCUUAAUCUCCCUUCUUUUUCUCACCAGACUCUUAUCAUUGGUUCUUCUCAUGGUUGGCUUGUUAUUAUCGACGGAUAUGGCGAGGUUCAUCUUCUUAAUCCUAUAAUAUGUGCCACAGUCUCUCUUCCUUCUCUCUGCGCUUUUCCUGAGUCGGUUAGAAUGCUUUUUUUGGAUCAUAAUAUCUACCUUAUCAAAGUUAUCUUGUCAUCUAGCCCUUUGCUCAACAAGGACUUUGCCGCACUCGCUAUUCUCAGUCGUAGAAACUUAGCAUUCUGCAAAAAAGGCUAUGAUUCUUGGGUUCUCUUCAAUGUGAAUGAAAAUCACCACUGGAUAGACGCUGUAUACAAAAACGGUCUGUUUUAUGUUGUGAGCGUGAUAGGAACGGUAGCGGUUUGCGAUGUUGAGGGUCCCAGUAUCUCCAUUAUUGAGACGACGAUCUCUACUGGUUCCUUGCAUAGAAUCUGCUAUGUAAUGUUCUCCGGGGAGGACAUGUUGAUGGUUACUCGGGAUUUUACAUUGGAAUUUGAGCCUCUGGAGUUUGGGCCAGAACCCGAUGUUUGGACAGUAGGGUUUGUGAUUUAUAAGUUGAAUUGGAAUUUGCUCAAGUGGGAGGAAAUUCAAACUUUGGGCGAAAACUCGUUGUUUAUUGGAAAGAAUUAUUCGCUUUCCUUUUCUGCUGCUGAUUUUGUUGGAUGCCGUUCAAAUUGUAUCUAUUUCACUGAUGAUCUUGCUGGGAAACGGGAUUUUGGCAUCUAUAGUUUAUCAGAUGAGUGCAUUGAGCCGUUGCCCUGCAAUCCACAAAAUUCGUAUUGUCGUUUUGGGUGUCCAAUUUGGGUUACACCAAAUCCGCAAUGAGCUAAAAAUCUCAAUGAUCUUGUUUACCAUAUUUUGAUGAUGCACACUACACUCAACAUAUUGAGUCAUGGACAUCUCAAGAAGUGUGGCUUUACCUGUACCGUAAGACAGAUGGAAAAUUCAAAGCAAUCUUUACUGUGGUUUGUGUUCUUCUUUUAACGGUAAUGACUUUUGGUGGUAAUGUCUCAUUGAGAUCUAUUGUUGCAGCAUAGCAAGAUCAGUGUAUUAUUGCAAUUACCUAGUUUACUGAAAAUUGUCUUGUAUGUGAAUGUUGUCUUGUAUACUAUUUAUUUUGGUGAAUUUGGCAUGGUUUAAUUUUCAAAAGAAAAUUGUGUCGUGCUGGAUGAAAAUAGUAUUUUGAUGUUAAAAAUUUGUAGAGUAUUUGAGGUCAAAUUAUGUGUUUUAGACUUAAA
This is a messenger RNA of Vicia villosa (hairy vetch), 1857 nucleotides long. RefSeq names its product probable F-box protein At1g44080. Bases 317 to 1444 code for a protein of 375 amino acids. The record is from RefSeq and is a predicted model, not a curated record. Lineage: Eukaryota; Viridiplantae; Streptophyta; Magnoliopsida; Fabales; Fabaceae. The transcript has 4 exons.